UCCACUCUCUCCUCUUCCCAACUUUUCUCUCUCCAAAAUGGCACCAGCAGCAGCGGCAGCUUUUUUCCAGACCAGCAUCAACGCUGUCUGCGUCAUGGAUGCCAACGGACGCCUAGGCUGCGGCCUCGUCGAGCAGCUGCUCCGCCGAGGCUACGAAGUACACGCCGCCAUUCAGAGCCCUAAGGAGAGUCAGACAUUGAAGAAACUGGCUUGCGAUAAUCAGAAUCUGAAGAUUUUCCACUCUGACCCCUUCGAUUACCAGAGCAUAGUCGACGCUCUGAAGGGCUGCACUGGUUUGUUCUACAACUUCGAGCCUCCCGAAGAUUAUCCCACCUACGAUGAAUUCAUGGCUGAAAUUGAAGCAAGAGCGGCGCACAACGUGCUAGAAGCCUGCGCCCAAACAGAGACCAUCGACAAGGUGGUUUUCACGUCUUCAGCAACGGCCGUUAUUUGGAGGGAGGAUCGUAAAUCAUCGCAGCUCUCAGAUUUUGACGAAACACACUGGACGGACAUCAACUUAUGCCGUAAAUUUAAGCUGUGGCAUGCGCUGUCGAAGACGCUGGCCGAGAAGGCGGCAUGGUCCCUGGCCAUGGACAGGGGAGUCAGCAUGGUGUGCGUCAACGCCGGACUCUUGAUGGGCGGCCCAGAUCUAACCAUCACGAAUCCUUACCUGAAAGGAGCGGCCGAGAUGUACGAAGACGGCGUCUUCGUCACCGUCGAUCUUGACUUCCUCGUCGACGCCCACAUCUGCGUCUUCGAAGACGUCGCAUCCUAUGGCCGGUAUCUGUGCUUCAACCACGUGAUCAGCACGAACGAGGACGCCGCCAAGCUGGCCCAGAUGCUCUGCCCCGAUUCCCCACAGCCACCUCCAAGUUACGAGGAGGAUAUGAGGAUCAUACAGCAGAAAAUAAGCAACAAGAAGCUGAACAAAUUGAUGGUUGAUUUCGAGGGUGGGGCCACGGAGGACCGAUUCUAGACCCUGAAAAGUGAAGAAAAAUAUUUACUAUAUAUUGACCCGUGACCACUGAGCAUGCUGCCAAUGCCAUGGCGGCGGCCGGUGGUGGUCCAUGACUGUUCGGAGAUGACGACAGCGGAGGAGCCCCCAGGAGUGAGGGGCUGUGAUUAGAGGAAUGCCUGGACAAAUGGGUUAUAUCCACGUGUACAUUUGUUCUUGGGAAAUAACUUAUGGCUGUCCCAACUUGAGGGCACGUACAAAUUUUAAGAAUUUUUUUAUUUUUCUAACGCCAAAAAACGAUGUAACCGUUGUUUGAUAUAAUGAAUUAUUUUUAAUUUGUUGGUUA
Diospyros lotus (date-plum) is the source of this 1301-nucleotide messenger RNA. Its product is annotated as cinnamoyl-CoA reductase-like SNL6. Gene Ontology annotation, molecular function: oxidoreductase activity, acting on the CH-OH group of donors, NAD or NADP as acceptor. The record is from RefSeq and is a predicted model, not a curated record. The transcript is spliced from 4 exons. Bases 38 to 976 code for a protein of 312 amino acids. Lineage: Eukaryota; Viridiplantae; Streptophyta; Magnoliopsida; Ericales; Ebenaceae.